CACAAAACAAAACAAAAAUUGGUCUCCUUUUUACCCGAAGCGAAACAGCGUGCCUUCCACUAUGAUGUAUAUAAGCCAUGCUCAGGGGUGAUGAAAACGCGAAAAGCCAGCAACCGACCACCACGCGCGCGGAAACCAAACGGAACGGAAACACGAGAGCAGGGAAAGCUUACUGGUUGCAGCAGCAGCGACAGGUUCAAAUGUUGUUAUCCUGCCACAAGCGCGCCAUUCCAUUGCCGGAGCUGAUCGCGUUGAAGUCGCGGUGUUGCGCGCGUUAUUCUUUACUGUUUCUUCGUGGCGGCGGCGGCGACAACGAGUUUAUUUUUAGUUUGGUGAAUUUUUCGCGAAUCGACGAAAUCUGCGCGCCUAAGUGCCUUCGGUUCGGCUGCGGGGAAGUGCUACCGCCAGUAGUGAUUGAGUGAGCUUUUGUCAGUUUCGCGUUUCAUCAACUAAUCAAAACACCAGAAACGAGCGGAGCGUUGGAUUACACUACGAGAGGGGGCAAUGGUGAGGAGCGAAAACGGACGGAAAAGGCAAAGUUUUAUCGAUUCUGAACAUUAAAAACAAACGCCACAUUACUGGGUACACCCUGGCUGCUGGUGCUCUCUGUUGCGACUGCACAGCAUUCGGCGGCGGAAACCACGUUCAGAAGGAAGCCUCGCGCCCUGCUUCCGACCAACUGCCAAAAAGAGCUCGAAAGCUGCUUCCAAACAGUGUAACCUGACACAGUCGGCGUGGCAUUCGGAAUGAUAGUGAGUGAGUGAUUUGCGAAACAAAGUAAUCCGAAAAUCAGUGUCCUUCCGCGGGAUUAAUUCGAGUGUUCAUUGGAAGAAGCCGCAUGCAUCGAAGUGCCCGUAGUUUGAAUAUGAAUCUAACCCAAGGGUGCACAGGAUUAUGAAUGCAGUUCCCUUAUUUAGUGUCUUCUGUCUUUCAUCAACGGUGUGGAUUUACGCAGUUGCUGGAGCACUAACCUAUCGACUUCCAGAGAACGUUUCGACGUACGACAAAAAUGUCAAACCAGGAUCACUCACUGAGGUGUCAAUCUCGCUGUACAUCAACAGGAUAUCGGGAGUGGAUGAAAACAAGGAGGAAAUAUCAAUCGAUGCGUUUCUGCAAGUCACGUGGGAGGAUCCCCGGCUGGUUCCGGACGAUUCCGCCGGGACCAUGACCAAGGAGUACAUGGAGCUGACACCGACCGAGCAGAUGACGGUGUGGGUUCCCGAUCUCUACAUUCGGCAGCUGCGGGAGAUGCGGGUGAUGACCCUGUUCGAGGAAAUCAGCAAACUGCGGCUGUACAAAAAUAGCACCCUCGUGUUGACCAAGGGGGCAACAAUCAUCUUUAAGUGCGAUAUGGAUUUCGUUCUGUAUCCGUUAGACGUACAAAGAUGUCCAGUAGAUUUUAGUAGCUACAAAUAUAAUGUAAGAGAAAUGCGCUUCCGUUGGAAGAAUGACAACGGCCUCACAUUCCCGAAGGAUUUUGGAGACGGAUUCUUCCGAUUGCCAAAGUACGUCGUAUCGUUCUACACCGAACAGAACCCGCAAACAAUCCACUAUGGUGAAGACAACCAUAGUUCCGCCCGGCUGGAGAUAACCCUGUCGCGCGAGGUCAAAAGCUACCUUCUGGAAAACUACCUUCCCUCGACGCUGUUCGUGUCCAUGUCCUGGGGUUCGUUCGUCGUCGUCCCGGAAAUCGUUCCGGGUAGGAUGGUUCUGCUGGUGACGACACUCCUCUCGCUAAUCACCAUGUUCGACACGGUUCGGAACAACUCACCGGAUGCCCUGGAACUCAAAUGUCUGGAGGUGUGGCUGAUAUCGUGUACGCUUUUUGUAUUUUUCGCACUGAUGGAGUAUUUUAUAGUGCUCUUCGGCAUUCGGUACGAUAAGCACUGGCGAGUGGCAGCCAAAGCCCAUCAUGUGCAGGUCGCACCCCCAGUGCAGAUCCAAUCAACACUGUCUCUGUCACAAAACACUGUCGAGACGCCGAUGAAUUCCAGUCAUGCAGCGCAGCGCGAGAAUGGACUGGAGAGCACCGGAGGAGGGCUCAAGGUAACGGGAACGAACAAGGUGCAACCGCAGGAGGCAGACGCAUCCAAGGUCAAUUCGAUCGGAAACCUGUCCGGUAGUUUUCAAACCACUCAACACGUGACUUCCGUUAUGACUCGAAGACGUGUUCACAGCUUCCGCAACGUGGCCGACGUGGCGCUGAUGUAUGCUGGCUCACAACGAGGCCGGUUGGACCAAAUCUCGCUUAUAAUCUUCCCGCUGAGUUUUCUCAUCUUCACAAUCGCUUACUGGACAAUGUACAUCAACGAGUCAAACCAUCGGAGGAAUAUGUAACCAUACUUGCAUGGUUUUCUACAUUGUAAAAAAUCAAUCAACGCUAGCAAUGUUGUCUCGAUCAAUAGUUGACUAGUCGAUAUAAUUAGGUUAUAAGAAUUGAAACACGUUGAAUCAACAAACAAAAUAUAUCGAAAUUAUUAUAUAUUUAUAUACAAUCACUUUGCCUUCAAAAGUAUUCUUCCUCUAGUCAAAUUGCUUUCAAAGAGUAAUAAAAAAUGAAAAGAAUGUACACCAAACUAAACAAUGAAACAAUUGCCUUUACCAUUGUACAGCAUUCUCAUGAUAGUGAUAUAGAUGAGUCAGCAGAAAAGAAAAUAUUAUUUAUGUUAGAUAUGUUACGUUUUGCCUCAUUCUUCCUAGUUAAAAAUCGUUGACAAAUAUUUUAAUAAAACAUCAU
This is a messenger RNA of Armigeres subalbatus, 2737 nucleotides long. RefSeq names its product glycine receptor subunit alpha-2-like. Gene Ontology annotation, biological process: chloride transmembrane transport; chemical synaptic transmission; signal transduction. The record is from RefSeq and is a predicted model, not a curated record. The coding region runs from base 895 to 2337 and encodes 480 amino acids. Gene Ontology annotation, molecular function: excitatory extracellular ligand-gated monoatomic ion channel activity; chloride channel activity; transmitter-gated monoatomic ion channel activity involved in regulation of postsynaptic membrane potential. Lineage: Eukaryota; Metazoa; Arthropoda; Insecta; Diptera; Culicidae. Gene Ontology annotation, cellular component: plasma membrane; synapse; neuron projection. The transcript has 10 exons.